UGUGUGCUUGUGCUAUACUUUAUUUUGAAAGUAUGAACCGGAAAACGCAUGUUGGGCUGGCUCACUUGACACUGCUGUAGAGGCUAACCAGUCAGUCGGCUUGUUCAGCGCUGUCUAGUCGAGCCUGUCAACAACACUGCAACCUGAGACGGGAUAGCCAGCCAGUUGGCUAGCUAAGUAAACCAGCUAAGUUAGCUGCACAGCUAGCCCCUGUAUUAACCAACUAUCACGACUCGUAAUUACUCCUCCGAGUCGGCGAGAUGUAUUGUUUUUGAAGUUGUUUCGACAAGAGAAGAGGCAAAACUGACUUUCUCAUUUGGCUCCUUCAGCUCCUUCCUCCUGUGUGAUAUGACAUCGCUGCUCAGUUACAACAAAAGCCAGAGCUCUACAGCAGACGGUUGACAUCUGGUCAGGUGCUGUUGAAGAGGAUGGCUGCUGAGGUAGAAGUUCAGACAGGGGAGGUGGGGAGGACGGUGGUGGGAGGACGACUUCAUCUGAGUCCCCUGACUGAUUCCAGCAAUAAGAGCCUCAUCGAGAUCCCUUCUAUCAACCCAUCCCAUAUCAUCACUCCAGAACCUAACAAACCUGUCCCAGGUCCCAAGCCACGGCUCACUCCCAAACCUUUUGCUGUGGAGAGAAACCCUACUAUUAAGCCCAUACUUGCUCCGAAGCCCCAUACCAAGCCCCGACCAGAGUCCACUCGCCUCCCUGGAUAUAAACCAGAGCUUCCACCAAGUCCAAAACCACAGCAACCAGUUCCUGCUGUCAAACCCAGGCCAGUGUCAACUAAUCCGAACCGACCUGCCCCCACCGCCUUUAAAACAUCUAAUAAGUUGAACGCUGGACAAACAACCAAGCCAGUAGUCCAGCCUUUUAAACCAGCCCCUUCUCUUGACUCUGGAGACCCCAGUAAACCUAUUCCUCCUCUAGCAGCAGAGAGGUGGAAACCUGGUUUAUCCAACUUGGCCUAUUCUAAGAGCCUUAAACAACUUCCAGCAGCAGAGUGGUCUGGAACCACUAAAAAUGAAGAUGAGAAGGACCAGUUGACACCCAGCAAAGGUGGGACCUCCAUUACCAGGGCCAAGUCCAUGGGGUUUCUCGUUCAGGUAGGGCAGGAGGAAGAAGAAAAGGAAAAAGCUAACCCUGAGGCAGCAGUGCCACUGCGGCCGCAGCCCAGAAGCUCCAGGCCCAGACCUGUAUCAGCCAUUUUCCUGGAUAGUCCUACAAAGACAGAGACACCAGUUCCUGCCCCUCGCUGGGCCAGACGACCACUUUCAGCUGAUCUCACGGCCAAGUUUGAGUCAAUUGGUCUGUCACUGCACCGUAAAACUCCCAAGGCAAAUACUAAGGAGAACACUCCUGAGGAGAAGGCACUGCCACUGAAGAGAGAGCAGGAAAAAACCCCUAAGAGCACCUCACCACAAAGCACUGAUGGUGUAGCUCCGUCUGCUGUCUCAGACCAAAGCAACAAAAAGACAGAAGAAAUGACUGUGAAAGAGACCGAUGAGGAUAAGCGUGCAGUUAGCAUCAAGUCACGAAUCAGUCUUCUCCUCGAUUCCUCAUCCUCUCCUGAGACAGUUGUCAUAGGCCAAGGGUCAGAUCUCCACUCUCCAGUGCAGCCGGUCCCUGAACCCGAACCAACAGUGGGUGUCAAACAGCUCAUCAAACAGCUGACAGAGGACACAACACCAACUCAGAGCCCUGUUGUGAAACCACCACUGAGGCCCCGCCCCUUGCCCCUCGACCUGACUAAAAGGUUUUCAUCUGAGUGGUCACCAGACCUUGGCAGUGUUUCCCUCAGUGAGGCACCAGACCAUCAUGAGAUCAGCAAAGAUCCUCAGUGGAGGACCGAAGAUUCAGCUCUCACCCCUAGUGACCAGAGGACAUUUGUGGAUUUGAAAGAUUCCCAAGUGCAGCUCAAAAAUGCCUCCACGCCUGAAACACCUGAGGCGGGACAGAAGUUUGGCGCCACUUCCAAGGAAAGUGGUCCCAGCAGUGACGUACAGACAGUGAGAGCAUCCUUGUUUGAAAAUGUUGUGGAGAGGCACAGUGUGCUAAUGGUGGAGGACAGCAAGCCAUCAAACAAGGCUAACGAUUCACUCAGCAGCCCGUCAUUUAAGAGAGGAACUGGUGAAGAUGAGGGAACUCUGGUCACUGCCACUUACAAAGAGCCUGUAUCUCCAUCAAGUCCCCUACGGGUGUUACAUGCCUUUGACACUGUGCAGGCAGUGGAAGAGAACAGGGCAGUAAGUGAGAACAUCCCAUCAGCUCAGCGGGAGGAUAAGGCCAUGACGCUGCGCUCCAGGCGCUCAGAAGGGAGCAGGCCGGUGGCAGACAGGACUGGUUUAGCACAAGGCGAACCAGCUGUGGCUGCGAUGCCAGAACCGCAGCCUCGAUAUCUUAGAGUCGGAGCCUUGCCUAAGUGGAAUAAUACAGGUCCCGAACAAGAGGCUAGUGUGGAUAAAGGGAUGCUAAAGGAAUCACAAAGGGAAGGAGAAGUGGCGUUGCAUCAAGACAGAGGGAGGCACAGAGAGGCAGAACAGGAGGAAGUGGCUGCAGCUCCUAAACGUUUGAAAAUGCUGCAGGCAGAAGAACAGCCGAAACCCAGGGCAACUUACUUUGCUCUGACUGGACAAAUACAGGAGCCCGUUUCUCCUGUAGAUCCAGGAUCAAAGAUAGAGGAUAUGAAUGUGCACUUUGAUGAAUUCUCUGUGAGGUCUGCAGCAGGUAGCUCUCAAGGGAAGGUCCUUCCAAUAAAGAGGAAUCCAUCAUUUGAAGAAGCAUUUGGAAAAACCUCUCAAGAUCAAGUUGAGGAGUUGAUGAUGAGGAGUCACAUGUCCCACAGGGAGAUUAGAUCAGCGUUGGACAGACAGACGACAGAGGAAAUGAUUGAAGUUGAAAAGAAACGAGAACUAAAAAAGGAGACUGAAAGACACAUGGCAAAAAUGAGAGAGCUUGAGAGGGAAAAACAGAGACACCUGGAAAUGGAGAAAGAAGCACAUUUAGAAUUUGCACGAAUGAAGGAGAGGGAGAUGCAAAGAGAAUAUGAAAGGCAAAGACAGAAGGCCUUUGAGAAGGAGAAACAGGAGUUUGAGGAGAAACAACGUGCACUAGAGCUUGAAAAAGAGAAACUGCAAGAAAUUGAGAGAAAAAGACAAAGAGAACUUGAAAAAGAAAGGCAAAGACAACUUGAAAAAGAAAAACAAGAGUUGGAGCGACAGAAGAAGAUUGAAAGAGAGAAACUGCGAGAGCAGGAAAGGGAUAGACAGCAGGAACUGGAGAGGCAAAGACAAAGGGAGGAAGAGCGACAGAGAGAACUCGACAAGGAGAGAAAGCUGCUGGAAAUCCAAAAGGAGAAACAGAGAAUGGAGGAGCUGGAGAGACAGCAACUCUUAGAGUUUAAGAAACAGAAGGAGAAAGAAAAGGAGAGGCAGCAGAUCCUGGAGCUUGAGAAGCAGAGACUUAGAGAGAAGGUGGAGAGAGAGGAGGCUGAGAAAAUUAAACAGAUGGCAUUAGAACAGGAAAUGUUAAGACUGAGAGAGCUUGAAAAAGAAAGGGAAAGACAAAAGGAGAUGGAGAGGGAGCGUCAGAAAGAGAUUGAGAGGGAAAAGCAGAGAGAGCAGGAGAGACAGAGACAAAGAGAUUUAGAAAGGGAGAGACAGAGACAACUUGAUAUUGAGAGACAGGAACUAGAAAACCAGAGACUGAGACAACGAGAGAUGGAGAAGGAAAAGCAGAGGAAGGAGGAGUUAGAGAGAUUUAAAGAGAUGGAGAGAAGACAGCUCUUGGAGUUGGAAAAGCAAAGGCAGGCAGAGAGGGAGAGACAACAAAUUAUGGAGCUUGAGAAGCGUAGACUGAGGGAGAGGAUGGAAAGGGAGGAGGCAGAGAAAAUGAGACAGAUAGCCAAACAGCAAGAGGCAGAGAGGCAGCGACUAAAAGAAAAACAGAAGAAAGAGGAGCAAGAGAGGGCCAGGUUAGAGUCCUCACCUCUCAGGCCGAAAGUGUUGGAUCUGGACUCUGUGCUCCGAAAUGACCCAUUUUCGAAGGCUACUCCUCAACGCAGUGACCCUUCAACACGUUGGAAGGAGCCAUCUCCAAGAGCAGAAGAGUCUUACAAACCUGCCAUCCUUGACAUAGACUCUUUCACAUCUCAAAGUCAGCUCUUCCCCAGUAAAGACUUGUUUCCUUUUUCUGGUAUUCAGGGUGGAGAUGCUGGGUUUGGAGCUAGAUUACAGCCAACACCUGAUGUAGAUGUUAGCUGGAGGGUGCCACCACAGACUUCACUAGGUUUCACAAGCCCAGUAUGGACAACGUCUCCUCAGGACCCGUGGGAGCUGCGGCCUGUUGAGAUGUCUGUGGACAAACCCAUGGCUGAACCCAGAAAACAUGGCAACAAAGUCAGCCUAGAGCAACUCCUCCUCAGGCAGGAGGAGCGGCACCUGGCUCCACAGAGGCCUUGGCCUGCUGCGCUCGAUGAGCCACAUCAGUUGGCCCCUCUUUCCUGGACAGAAGCCAAAAGUGGAGGCUCUACAGGUGGACUCUCCAGCAGUGCUUCUGUAGAGCAGAUAUGGCUUCCCAGAGAGUCACGGGCUCAAGACAGCAGUGGAGAGGUCCGUAGCCACAGGAGGUCACAGGGAUCUCAGGAGUUAAACAGGAUGCGCUCUCGCAGCGUGUCACGGCGAUCAGCUCCUUCAAGUGUUGCUGUGGAGGGAAGCCUUUCCAGGAUGAGGAGUCGCAGCGCUCACAGAGAGCAGGACCGCAACAGUUGGGUGCAGCAGAAGCAAAGUGGCAGUGGUGACGAGGAGGGGAAGGACUCUGGAACACCGGCCCGUGACACUGACAGUCAGUAUGGAACCUGGGAGACAGGACUGCGCACCGAUGACAGCCUCACUCCUGCCACUCCUAGUUCAGAGAGCAAUCUCAGCCCUUCACCAAGGAAGCCCACUCCCGCACACACACCUGAAGAUCCUGCCUCACAGUUUGAUACUGACACUGUGAACAGCCUCCUUCCUUCAUCCUCAUCUGAGAGCCAGCCACUCCCUUUCCCUGAUGUCCCUGUCACUCUGUUAGACACUAGUGCUCUUCGCUCCAGAGCCCAGCUGGGGAAGAAACGAGCACCACGGACACGGCCCUCCAGAGCUGCCAGACAGAGUGCUCCACAGAGAGAGGAAGAAACCACUGAGGACUGGCGUUACAGAGACUCCACAGAGGCAAAGGUUGAGAGUAAGGACGCUGACUCGGACUCAGAGGAGCAGGCCAGAGGAGCUGACUCCAGCCCUGCUCUUUCCUCUCAGCCACAGAGGAUCGCCCUGUUCCCUGGGAUGGACCCUUCAGCUUUAAAGGCCCAGCUGAAGAAGAGGGGUGACUCUGACAAUCAAAUCGAUGGAGCUUCUUCCUCUCCCUCCCAGCUUUCUCGCUCUCCCAAGUCCCCCUUCCUUGCCAGGGCAGCACGUGUACUGCCCCCACCUGGCGGGAAAGAGAAUGGCGAGGAGGACUCACCCCAGUGGUUGAAAGAGCUGAAGUCCAAGAAGCGCUUGAGUCAGUAUGAAAAUGAGAGCUAAGUAAAUAAUGAGGUUGCCUUAACAGAUGAAUCUAUAUGAAACAGAAGCCUUAACGAUCGACCCAGAGAGGAGGAGAGGUGAAUCUACAGCUGCUGAUGUUUGUUUUUUUUUCUCUGUUUUUUUGUUCUCUUCUCAUCUGGGUUCAUAAAUGUGCAUGGUGCCUUUUUUUUUACGGAGAGUCUCUGUCCUAUGGAAAAAGAAAAAACAAGCAAGGAGGAAUAAAAACACCAGGCUGCUCUGCUUUAUCCAUUUCAUGCUUGAACCUGUCGAAACUCUCCUGCACCAGGAGGCACUUACACGAACAUUUUAAUGGGGACCAGGUGAAGUUGAGGGGGAAAAGGGAGAGGGGGGCGAUUAUUGAUAAUUAUUUCCUGUCAGGCCGCAUUUCAGGAAAUGGUUAACUUGUGGGACCACGACGCCUCUUUAUCCUGGACGUGCUUCAUCACAUGCUGGAGGACAAUCCAGCCAAUCCUCUUCGAGAUGUUUGUAUUUAGUUUCCUUACUCGACUAAUAUGUACAAGGUGGCCCUGUCUGCGUUGGACAUGAUAUUGGUCAGUGGAGGCUGCUGAUGGGAGUCACACAAGCAUUGCCAUAGGAUAACAUUUCAGACACUAAUGAUUUUCCUUCUUUAACAUAGAGAACAAAUCACUGCUGACUUGAUUGCCAGCCAGAGUGUAUAUCAUGUUAGUAAUUGUAAUCAGGAGAUGUUAUAUUUGUAUUAUUGUUGAUUUAACAGAGACAGAGAGCUAGUUUUGAAAACAUUAAGCUGCAUCACUACAAUAGACUUUGUUACACUCCGCGACCCUAACAGUGUCACAGUUGUUGCAUAGUGUAUAUAUGUUUUUGUCUAAGUAUCUUUUUUGUCUUUGUGGAAGAGGGACAGGGGACUUUUGGCCAAGUGACUUUGCACCUGUCAAUCAUGCACACUCCUUAUCAGCACAAAUACACUCUUUGAUCUUUUUUAAAAAACACUAAUCAGCCUGUCUUCCCUCCUUUAACAGACUGAACAACUGUAGCUGUAAGCAUUCAUUAUAAGCCAUACUUUAACCUUGUAGCCCUCACACACUCCACUUUUUUUUUUUCCAACGAAUGUGCAAUUUCCCUCAAUUUGUGUCCCCAGUAAUGUGCAUGCACAAUCUUUGCUGUCAAACCAGGCGUUGCUUAAACUGACUGGUGCAGAGUGUCGGGUUGUUGGCUCACACUACUCCAGUGGAGGGAUGUUUGUUCACCACAUUGUGUGAAUGACUCCACCCUCUGUUACUCCAAAUAAAAUUGAACAUUUGCACCUGCUUUCCAACUUCACUCUAAUCUUCCUCAUGUUUGCCAUCCACCCAACCACACUGCGCUCCUAUAAAGCACUUUGUCACUUGAUGCACUACAGCACUGACCUCUGCCCCCGUCUUGUUGGACAUGUCUCAUCUCCUGUAUUGUUGGAGUGCUAAUGCAAUGCAAGUGAAUGUGUCGAUCGAAUCUUCGGAGUGAUUGUCCCUGGUUUCUAUGUACAUGACGUUUUACUUUGUCAUGAAAGUUAAGGGUUUAUUUUUUAUGUCCUCCUUUGUCCUUUUUUCAUUCGAAAGUAAAGAUGUAUAUUGCACUGUGUUGUACUGGCCAGUGUCCUAAAGUGAAUACAUUCUUAAUAAAAUUUACUUGACUUGA
This is a messenger RNA of Epinephelus moara (kelp grouper), 7217 nucleotides long. Its product is annotated as titin homolog. Lineage: Eukaryota; Metazoa; Chordata; Actinopteri; Perciformes; Serranidae. The record is from RefSeq and is a predicted model, not a curated record. Bases 429 to 5561 code for a protein of 1710 amino acids. The transcript has 14 exons.